This is a messenger RNA of Haemonchus placei, 396 nucleotides long. The record is from the annotation of a GenBank genome assembly. Lineage: Eukaryota; Metazoa; Nematoda; Chromadorea; Rhabditida; Trichostrongylidae.
AUGAUCGGAAGACUGGUAGUCACCAUUAAUAAAACUAGCGGAGUCUUCACAACUACCAGAGGUGUCGAGGGAACAAAUCGAAAGAAUUGUUACUUCAUUGAGGAGUUUUUUAUGCCCAAAUUUGGCAGUGCCUCAUUUUUAAGUGACAUGGUAUUAUUCGUGAAUGAAUCGUUAAAUGCUCUUCUUUUCAGAGAAAUUCUUCUGGCUCCAAUGAUAGUUGCUGGAAUGUUAGGACGAGUUGAUGUGAAAGCAAGGGCAAGAGGAUCCGGUGGAAUAACGGCAUUACCUCGUGCUGUUCGACAUGGAACAGCCCUCGGAAUAGCCGCGCUCUACCCGAAAACAAUGGAGCCGUUACGUCUCGGUUUGUUACUAACUCCUUAUUGGCGAUUUGAUUAA